CAUUUUUGGCACUACUAGUUUGCAAUGGAGUUGCCGUUCUUGUAAGUUUCCUAAUCAUACUGCGGGUGUGAAGUUUUAAAUUCCGGUAUUAUGGCAAGUACGCAGUGUCGAGGCAAUGCUGCCGUUGUAGUUUUAGGUGAUAUUGGUCGGAGCCCUAGAAUGGAGUAUCAUUGUUUAAGUUUAUUAGAGGAAAAUUUUAAUGUUGAUGUUAUCGGUUAUGUUGAAACAAACCCUCUAUAUGCUAUUAGAAGAGGAUAUCCGAAAUGUAAAAUACAUGAACUUUCGCCAGUCCCAAUAACGAAUCUAAUACCAAUUUUGAAACUAUUUUUUAAAGCAAUUUGGCAAACUAUAAGUUUAUUAAUUGCAUUAAUGUCUAUCAGACGCCCAGAUUUCUUACUUGUGCAGAAUCCUCCGUGCGUGCCUGCGUUGUUAGUUUGUUAUAUAUAUUCUGCUGUUACACGUUCCAAGUUAGUCAUCGAUUGGCAUAAUUACACUUAUACUAUAUUAGGAUUGUCAGCUGGUGAAAAAAGUUUUUUGUGUGGGAUAGCAAAGCGGAUUGAAAGAUUUUGUGGUCAAAAAGCGAAUGCUAACAUUUGUGUAACAAAGGCUAUGAAGUGCGAUUUACAGAAAAAUUGGAACAUUAGAGAUAUAACAGUACUAUAUGAUCGACCUUCAGCUCGAUUUCACUCCAUUGAUUUAUGUAGGAAACAUGAAAUAUUUAUGAAGCUAUCAAAGGAUUAUCCGCAGUUCCUUCCUAAAUGUUAUUCUGACCUUAAAGAAUGUGGAGUUAUUGAAUCAACGGCAUUUACUCAGAAGCAAGUUAAUGGUAAGGUUGUAUACAAAAAGCAGCGUAUGGCUAUAUUAAUAUCAAGUACAAGUUGGACUCCAGAUGAAGAUUUCAGCAUUUUGAUCAAGGCUUUGAAAGGUAUAUUCUUGUUUUAUUUAAGGUUUUGCUAAAGGCUCGUUUAGUCCGAAUAUAGUAACAAAAACGAAAUCUACAGUGCAAUUUUCGAGAUAUGGGCGAAUAAUGUUUUUUUUACAGACUUAUUGCAACUGAAACUAUAGGAAAGAUUUAUACAUUAAAUUAUAUAAAAUAUGUAUAGUAAAAUAUUUGUUUCAAACAUAUCCGACAAAUUCGGCAAUAUAUUUUGGUAAACAUGUGAGGUACCCACAAUUUUUUGGAAAUUGUUUAAAAAAAUUUAAUUUUAUCUGUAUCUCAUUUAUUGCUAGCUAAGUACAUCAAUUUUUACUUCAGUAUUCAAAAUUACGCAGACUGGGGUCGCCCUUCGCUUCAAACUCGACUUUAGUCUAGGGUGCAGUUGCGUAACUGUAGCCAAUUUUUGUUUUGAAAUUAUUUAAAAACUUGUAAAUUU
Molecule: messenger RNA, 1373 nt
Organism: Teleopsis dalmanni
Lineage: Eukaryota; Metazoa; Arthropoda; Insecta; Diptera; Diopsidae
Product: chitobiosyldiphosphodolichol beta-mannosyltransferase-like
Exons: 3
Coding region: 91-957 (288 amino acids)
Cellular component (GO): endoplasmic reticulum
Molecular function (GO): mannosyltransferase activity
Source: RefSeq, a predicted model, not a curated record